UGAUGGUUGAGCAGCGAGGACAACUAUGAGUCCUCUCACAGACUCACACUCAGUGUACAGCUGCCAGCUGGACGCCGCUGAGACAGUACUUCUCCCCCACCACAAGGGUCUAAGACAGCGUGAGGAUGAUGAAGGUGUUACUGUGGCUGCUGGUGGUGGCUGUGGUCACGCAUCAGCAGACCGAGAACACGGUAAAGAUAGAGUUGCAACAGGGCGUCAUCAUUGGGUCCAGGGAGGAAGCCGACGCGGGAAGGUUCAUCUAUAGUUUCAAGGGCAUCCCCUACGCCGAACCUCCCGUCGGCGACCUCAGGAUGAAGGACCCGUUGCCUGCUGGUGGCUGGACGGGGGAGAGGAAUGGCACCGAGGAUCCACCGGUGUGUAAACAGAUAGACAUUGUGGCCUUAUUUAAAGACGAGGAAGCAGUGGUGGGUGACGAGGAUUGCCUCUUUCUCAAUGUUUUCACGCCUCGGCCAUAUUCUUCAGAUUUGCCUGUGAUGGUGUACAUCCAUGGUGGGGCGUUUAUCUUGGGCAGCAUGAUUGGCUGCGGCCCGCUGCCUCUCCUCAACAAAGAUGUGGUCCUCGUCGCCAUUCAGUACCGUCUUGGUGUGUUAGGCUUCUUGUCUACGGAAGACGAAGUACUGCCAGGGAACCUUGGGCUGAAGGACCAAACGGUGGCCCUCCGCUGGGUACAGGAGAACAUCCGUAGUUUCGGAGGUGACCCAGAGAAGGUAACGAUCUUCGGGGAGAGUGCCGGGUCGGCGUCUGUCCACUUCCAAAUUCUGACGCCACACGCUGCCGGGCUUUUCCAGCAAGCUAUCAUGCAGUCAGGGACGGCAUUGUGUCCGUGGGCCCUGAGGGAAGACCACAAAGAAGUGGCAGUCACCCUGGGGGAAAUGUACACAUGCUCGGAUGCGGAGUCUCCUGACCUGGACAGUAACCGGCUCCUCGACUGCCUCAAUGAGGUUCCAGUCGAUGAUCUCAUUCUUUCUCAACUUAAGUUUUUUAAGUGGGGCAACUUUCCGUGGAUGACCCUACCUCGCGUUGAUGGUAACUUCCUGCUCGACCACCCCGCCUCCAUGCUGAGUGCUGGCAGGUACAACAAAGUAAACAUCAUGGCCGGCAUCAACUUGGAUGAGGGCUCCAUAAUUGUUAUCGACUUAUUCUCGCAGAAAAGAAAGACAGAUUUGAACAUGUUAAAUGCGACCUUCCCCAAAUACAGUCCAGUCGUGUUAGGCUUCGAGGAGUGGGAAGAACGACCAGAAUACCUCGCUCAACGAGUCUUCCACCACUACUUAGGAGGAGACAUCGAUCUGACGGAGGGCCAAUUUCAUUUAUUGUCACAGAUGUUUGGGGACAGAUUUAUAAAGACGUGUCACGAGGACGCUGCCUACUUCCACAGCCAAAACAAGGACUGGAACGUAUACCUAUAUGAACUUCGCCACCAAGGUCAACAAAAUUUACCUGACGCUUUAACAGGUUCUCCCAGUGGUGGAAACGGCAAGGUGAAUCACGGUGACGACCUACAGUACCUCUUCAGUGGCAUGCCGCCCUUCCAACCCCUGCAACACUCUGGCGAUCUCUUCCUCAGUGAGAUCAUGGUCGACCUCUGGACUAACUUCGCUGCCACCGGAAACCCGACGCCCGAUGGAUCUCUGGGAUUCAGGUGGACUCCGGCAACCAAAGACAACAUGACGUUCCUGUCUCUCACUACCGUCCCCAUCAUGGAUAAGGAAGGCAACCAAGAGAUACAAGAGUUUUGGAGGAAUUUACCCACGAAGCAGAACAAACUCCUCUUCCCUGAGCGUUUCAUCAAGGACAAGGCAUAAUGCUGUUCUCCACCACCAUCUAACCUGCUGAUGACGUCUCCAAUAGUUGCAAACGACAACCUUUUAUACUGUCACUGUGUACUAUACGCGGUGUCUGCCCUUUCGUCUGCCACCUCCACCAGAGAGAGUUGUAGCAGCUGGUUCAGUCUUGGUGAUAUUUUGUUUCAGUAAUACAACACUACACCUUGAUA
Messenger RNA from Homarus americanus (American lobster), 2017 nucleotides. Its product is annotated as juvenile hormone esterase-like. The transcript is spliced from 12 exons. Bases 126 to 1826 code for a protein of 566 amino acids. The record is from RefSeq and is a predicted model, not a curated record. NCBI's taxonomy places the organism in Eukaryota, Metazoa, Arthropoda, Malacostraca, Decapoda, Nephropidae.